GUUUCCACAGACAGCGGCACAGCAGCCUAAUAUGAUUAUUGCGCUAUUAGCUCAGUGCAGGAGGCAGCCACAGAUAGACUGUGGGCAACUCUGGAGGGAGGUCGCGAGAAGCUCAGGCUCAUCCCUGCACUUUGAAAGCAAUGCGCCAUGAGAACCGUUUUGGCACACCAGUUUGUCCAGCAUCGACUUUCUCGGGAAUUAAGUUAUUGUCAGGUUAACCUUAUUUUGGAAAUUCCAGUUAAACGAAGAGAGUUCGAAUUGAUAACGGGGAAAAUGACUGAUUCUGCCACAUGUCCAGCUGACUUAUGACUGAAGGCGAGUUUUAUGCUUCCUGUUAAUCAAACUCUGGAGUCCUUGCUAACCUGUGAGACAUAAUGGACCCCUUCUAAUAAGGUCACACGAUUUUCCCUUGGGAAGCAGAAGUCCAUAAUGGGGUGUGACAAUGUGACUAAUGGAAGUGUUCCUGGAGGCCCACCUUACAGCAUCGAGCUCUCCUUACCCCUGACAGUGCUUGUGGGACUGCUAAUCCUCUUGACAGUAUUUGGAAAUGUUCUUGUCGUCAUCGCCGUGUUUACAAGCCGGGCCCUCAGAGCCCCCCAGAACUUGUUCUUGGUCUCUUUGGCGUCAGCUGACAUCUUGGUGGCCACCCUCGUCAUGCCAUUCUCGCUGGCAAACGAACUGAUGGGCUACUGGUACUUUGGCAAAGUGUGGUGUGAGAUCUACCUGGCUCUGGAUGUGCUCUUCUGCACCGCAUCCAUAGCCCACCUGUGUGCCAUCAGCCUGGACCGCUACUGGUCCAUCACCCAGGCCAUCGAGUACAACUUGAAGCGCACGCCCCGCAGGAUCAAAUGCAUCAUCGUCAUCGUGUGGGUCAUCGCCGCCGUCAUCUCCUUCCCGCCCUUGAUCACCAUGGAGAAGGAGAGCGACAAGGAAGACGGGCCCAUGUGCAAGAUCAACGACGACAAGUGGUACAUCAUCUCCUCCAGCAUCGGCUCCUUCUUCGUGCCCUGCAUCAUCAUGAUCCUGGUUUACAUCCGCAUCUACCAGAUCGCCAAAAAGAGGACCAGGGCCCCUCCGGGGGACCGCAGGAAGAAGGAGGCCUACAAGAAGGCCAAUGGCAUCGUGGGUACCGCUGACGGGGGCGAAGACCAUAAGCCGUACCACGAGAAGCCGAAUGGCCAGCAGAAGCCCGAGGAGGAAGUAGUGGUGAUGGGCGAGAAGGGGGACGUCAAUGGCGUGGACAUGGAGGAGUCGUCGUCCUCAGACCACAAGAUGAACAACCCUUGCUCUAUGAAGAAGAAAAAGGCCAAAGGCAAGACCAAGCUGUGCCAGAUCAAACCCGGAGACCACGUCCCCCGGCUGGAGGCCCGCCAGAGCAUCAAGGGGAGCCGCUGGAAGGGCCGGCAGAACCGGGAGAAGCGCUUCACCUUCGUCCUGGCGGUGGUCAUCGGGGUGUUCGUCAUCUGCUGGUUCCCCUUUUUCUUCACCUACACUCUAACGGCCCUUUGUGACUCCUGCUGUGUCCCCUUCACACUGUUCAAGUUUUUCUUCUGGUUCGGUUACUGCAACAGUGCCCUGAACCCUAUCAUCUACACAAUAUUCAACAAUGAUUUCAGGAGGUCCUUCAAGAAAAUCUUGUGCCGGGGUGACAGAAGGCGAGUGGUGUGACGAGUAUGUUACUGACAUUUUUAUGUUUCCACUGGCUGUGCAUAGAUAAAUGGCGUUAGUUCCCCAGUGACAUGUAAUCCUAAUGUGUUGAAAGGCAUUUUGGGAAAGACCCUGUAGGCAUUGAUAUGUUGUGUAUUAUUUGAAAUGUUGCCCUGUGAUAUGAGUCCUGAAACUAUUUUUUUCAAAGCACAUUUUCAAUCACAAUUCAAGUGGUUUUGGUGUAUAGCAUUUUUCUAUUGUUGUGUAAAUGUUUAAAUCACACAGAGGCAUGUUAUGUACUAUUGUAAGAUUCAAGCUAUUUUCAUUGUAUUAAAGUGUAUUUCUCGUUA
This is a messenger RNA of Sardina pilchardus (European sardine), 1997 nucleotides long. RefSeq names its product adrenoceptor alpha 2A (gene adra2a). The record is from RefSeq and is a predicted model, not a curated record. Lineage: Eukaryota; Metazoa; Chordata; Actinopteri; Clupeiformes; Clupeidae. Bases 430 to 1668 code for a protein of 412 amino acids. Gene Ontology annotation, biological process: adenylate cyclase-activating adrenergic receptor signaling pathway. Gene Ontology annotation, molecular function: epinephrine binding; alpha2-adrenergic receptor activity. The transcript has 2 exons. Gene Ontology annotation, cellular component: plasma membrane.